This is a messenger RNA of Penicillium riverlandense, 3048 nucleotides long. RefSeq lists its product as uncharacterized. Bases 1 to 3048 code for a protein of 1015 amino acids. The transcript has 7 exons. The record is from RefSeq and is a predicted model, not a curated record. NCBI's taxonomy places the organism in Eukaryota, Fungi, Ascomycota, Eurotiomycetes, Eurotiales, Aspergillaceae.
AUGGUGUUAUUCAAACGAAAACCCGUUGUAUACCUUCCGCGACCUGUCAUUGAAGAUGACAGUUCCGAGGUCUGGGUCGUUCCGGAGUCCAAUGAGGUGUUCACUAGCUAUGAACCAUACCUCCAGCGGAUGGACUUCUACAAGCAGCGUCGGUUCAUUUGCGAGAUCACGGGCCACUCGGGGUUGACAUUUUUUGAGGCGCUCCGGAGCGAGAUGGAGGAAUCGCGCGAGGUGAACAACAUGUUCCCGGACGCGUUGAGAGAGCCCAUCUUGCGCAGGAUUCAGUUUUCAACGGUAUCGAGGGUUGACAACCUGGUUGAUGAGAUAUACGAAGAAUUCAAACAAGACUUUUAUCCCGGAGAGGCAGUCCUAAUUCUGCUGGAAGAUGGCGGUCGCCUUCAUGGUAUAAUUAGGGACAAGGUCAAUUUUGCAGAGCAGUUGUACGCCGAUGGAACCAUCAAAACACCAGCCUAUGCCACAUAUCUGGUCAAAAUUCUCGACCGGCCAGAUGAGGAAGCUCUGCUGGACCAGGACCACAUCACCCGGGAUCGGAAAUCGUUUACCAAGCUGAUGCUGCGCGGCUUCAUUAAAAACAAUGUCACCCGAGAGUCAUGGGCCGGCGCACCCUGGCUGGUCAAGGCUUCUGUUGCCGAGGAGUACAAGAUUCCGAUGGAGGUACCCAAACACCUCCAGUAUGGAGCCAGAGUGGCCGAAAAGAAGGCGAUGAAGAAGGCCGACCAAGAAGGCUUUUUCGGGUUCUUCUCGUCCCAACAGCUUCCCGAGUUGAAACCGGCAUUCAAGGGGCAAAAAUCAAAGAUGUCCGCACAGGAUAUGGCGAAAUCGCGAGAUGCUCAAUAUCAAGAGUACCAGCGGUCUUUGAAUGGGAACCCGUCUUUCCUCCUUUCCAACCCGGCAGCACGAAAAGGAAACAAGAUCCCUGUACCACCGUCAGUGAUCAUCAAAAACGAGAUGUCAAGACCUCCAUCACCACCACCGAUCAAGUACCCUAUUGAAGAUUUGGAUCUACCUCCCAGCUCUGACAAGACUCAUCGGCCGACCUUGAAGUUUUUGAUGCUGAGUGAGCAUGAUGACGAAGGAGAUGAGGAUCUCCUGCCUGAUGAUUUGGAAGUGGAAUCUGUAGGAUUACUCCUGGAGACCUGGGAUAUCCUGAAUGUUUACUGCGAGGUCUUCCAUCUCGACUCCUUUACCUUCGACGAUUUUCUCCAAGCGAUGCGUUUCUCCUCUGAAGAAAUUGACUGCGAACUCUUUGUGGAGAUGCAUUGCGCAGUUCUGAAAAAGCUUGUCAAUCAAAAGAAUGAUGCAGGCGGUGCUGUUCAGAUCUCUUUACCAGAUCUUCCAGUCGACGAAUCCGACAGCACAGAUGAAGAGAAGGAAGAGGGAGAGGAGGAGGAUGAAGAAGAAGAUACGAAGGAAGAGGACCACCUGGAUGUCGAGCCAGAGGUUCGAAUGACCACACGCGGAAGCUUGGCCAAGCAAGAAGCCGAUGAUUUGAAAGCACAAAUAGGUCGAGACUCGCCAGAUGAGCAAAAAAUCCAUCGUGCUGUUGAGAUGCUGGAAGACUAUGGAUGGAUCGAGCGUCUCCGGAACCGGGACUUCCGCAAUGGCGGAUGGGAGAUGGUCAUGGUCGGCCUCCUACACCAAUUGUCUGUUCGACCCCGCUUGGAGAAGACUUGCAACGACAUUCUCAAGCAUCUCGCUCCACUCGAUGAGGAACCUACGCAGCAGACUGCACGGAACCAAUAUGCCACCCUUGAUAUCAACUUGCGAGCAAAGGCGCUUCAGACGAUCUGUAUGCUGAGUUUGGAGACCAAGGCGAUCCGGAAUUACCUAGAGGAAUGCAGCAACCAGAUGACGGAGUUCCGCAAGGAGAAGAUUGAGCACCAGAAAGCGCGCAAAUUGGCUCUGGUCGAACUCCGCCAACUCCAUCAGGAGCGCAAAGCUCUGCAGCCGGAACGGGAGAAAUCCCCCACACCCGUGCCCGAAGUACUCGAGGUGGAGGAGGAAUUGGACGACUCAAAGAUGGCCGGCAUAGACGGGGACUCUGAAAUACCUGUGGAUACCGAGGACGAAGAGACGGCCCGGCCUCGCGCGUUGCGCGGAGGUAUGGACCGCGCCCUUGAGCGCAAGCGGAAGCAGGAAGAAGAGCAGAAGCGAAAGGAGCAACUGGCCAAACAGCCGAAGGGCUCCAAGCAGUACCAGAAGGUCCUCAAGAAGAUCGAGGAGCAGAAGGCCAAGAUCGAGAAACUCGAGGAGCAGAUUGAGGUCUGUGACAAGGAUCUACGUGAGGCGGACUGCCCGCGGACACGUUGCCUGGGGCUAGAUCGGUUCUGCAACCGAUACUGGUGGUUUGAGCGCAAUGCUAUGCCGUAUGAGGGUAUGCCGAACAGCUCAACGUCCGAGGCACGCUAUGCCAACGGCCGUCUUUGGGUCCAGGGUCCCGACGACAUGGAGCGAGUAGGCUUCAUUGAAGUGACGGAUGAGCAACGGAAACAGUACCAGAAGCAUUUCCAGACCACGCCCGCUGAGCGCAAGAAGCACGAAGAAGGACCGACGCACGUGUCAAACGCCCGUGAAUGGGGAUACUACGAGGACGGCGAAUCGGUGGACCAGCUGAUCGAGUGGCUCGACCCGCGCGGUAACCGUGAGAGCAAGCUGCUGAAGGAGCUCCAGCUCCAGCGCCACGCCAUCGUCAAGUAUAUGGACAACCGCAAGGCCUACCUGACCGAGACCGCCGAACGGGCCGAGUCCGAGGAAUUGCCCGCCAAGCGAGUGACGACGCGCACCAAGACCUACGUAGACGUCAACGAGCAUAGCCUCCGCUGUCUCCGCUGGCGGAAUACCACCGCCUUGUCUGAAGACGGACAUCUUCACGUUGACCCGGAGCGGCCACCCAAGCGGACCAAGCGCAACACCGACGACACGCGCGAGAUCACCAAGCCGACCAGAGGAGGCCGAGGAGGCCGGGGAGGUCGUGGAAGUCGUGGAGGGCGGGCCAUGACCCGGUCCGACUCGCGGCACAACUUUUAG